AUGGCGUCGGGACGUAAGCAUACAAAGCGUUCUUCAAAUCUGUCUAUUGAUUAUGAACAGCUGAACGAAUUGUCAUCAGUAACUUUGUAUGAUGGCGUACCUAAAGGAAAACGCUGUCGUCUACAUGAAGUUGAACGAAUACUUACACGCAGAAAAAUACGACACGUAAGUGCUAAACAUCAUGAACUGAAUUUUUAAAAUGAAAUAUAUUGCUUUUUUAUACUAUGGUCUAUGGCAGUGAUAGCACUCUAGCCAGAGUGCAAACAAAGCUAUUAUAGCAUAAUUUUUACAAUUUGAUAUAGCACUCAUCCUUUUGUCCACACACAGGGUCACGAAUAUCUUCUGAAAUGGAAGGGAUGGCCAUUCCACUAUUGCUCCUGGGAGCCAUCUGAGCAUUUGACCCCAAGUCUUUUGAGGUGGGUACUUUGGAAUUUUUGGUAAUUUAUAGAUAUUUGUGUAGGAUUAUUGGAAUCCGGUUUAAUGAUUAAUGUAGUUUUAUUUUAUAUUUGUCAUGUAUGAUAGGAGUUACUUGAAGCCACCCAAACCUGACACUGCUAGGCUAGAAACUGCAAGCCGUGAUUUUCUAAUUGGCAUUCAGACAUUCUUGAAAGGAAAGUCAAUGGCACCCGCAUCCAUCAAUAUGCAUCUCGAUGUGUGGCGUUUCAUAACGUCCAACAGAGGCAUACCAUCACAGCAUAAAGGUUGCACAUUGUACCAAAAGGAAGACUUCAAACGUUUUGAGACUUUACCAACUGAUUGGUACUACCUUCUAAAUGAAUUUGGGGAAGGCAAAGCUAUUGAUUUCCCAAUCAAAGCAAGAUACCGUAUAAAGAAGUUUCGUGGUCUAAAUUAA
Molecule: messenger RNA, 853 nt
Organism: Paramuricea clavata
Lineage: Eukaryota; Metazoa; Cnidaria; Anthozoa; Malacalcyonacea; Plexauridae
Source: the annotation of a GenBank genome assembly